Parastagonospora nodorum SN15 is the source of this 1025-nucleotide messenger RNA. RefSeq lists its product as hypothetical. The record is from RefSeq and is a predicted model, not a curated record. Bases 145 to 933 code for a protein of 262 amino acids. The transcript has a single exon. NCBI's taxonomy places the organism in Eukaryota, Fungi, Ascomycota, Dothideomycetes, Pleosporales, Phaeosphaeriaceae.
CCGUCAUUGCUUGAUAUACCCGGGCGUCUCUUACUUCAUUUCAGGAAAGAACGAAGCCUUACGAUCCUGAACCUCGACUCCACCAUCUCCACCUCCUACGAACCCUACGAAACACAUCCAUCAUCAACCUGAAAUCGAACAGACAUGGCAGCAGCAGAAUACUACGCCACAGCCCACGAGCUAGCUGGCACCCAUCCACCACAUGUCUACUCACCACAAACACAACCACCACCACCUCAGUAUCAACAACCCUACGCACAACGACCACCACAAUACAACACAGCGCCACAACAGCAACAGCAGCAGCAAAUCCAAACCUACCCACCGCAUCCACACAACGUGCACCCAACACCACCCUACCCUAUAGACCCGCCCCCAUACUUCGCACCCCCUCCGCAAUCAAACACACCCCUAGGUGCCCCCCUGCACCCCCACCGAAGCCGCUCCCAACCCCCGCGCGUUCGCUUUGCAGACCAAGACUCGGACCGCUCGCUCUCAGACUCUCAUUCAGACAGCGACAGCGCGUCGUCCUCGCCGCGACGCCGGCAUCGACACCACAGCAGCAAUCGCGAUCUAACCCACGCCCAACGCCGCGAACACAAAGACCGCGACACCUUCCUCGGCGCAGGCGCGGGUGCGCUCGUCGGCGAUGUGAUUUUCCCGGGCCUGGGGACGGCGGCGGGGAUUUUGUUGGGGGGCUUGGGCGGGCGCAAGUAUGCCAAGCGCUCGAGGUCUGAGGAUGGGGGGCGUGGGCAUAGACAUAGGGAGGCGUAUUAUGAGGGGAGGGAAGAGGCGAGGCAUGAAGGGCAUGGGCAUGGGCAUGGGCAUCGGGAUGCGUAUCGGGAGGGGAAAGAGGAGGCCAGAUAUGAGAGGGGUGGGGAAAGGAGACAUGGGGAGAAGAGGCAUCGGAGGAGUGAUGGGUGGGACGGUUAGGAGCGGGUUGGUUGUUAAGUAGAUGUCGAGUGUAGGUAAUGAGGUAUAGAUAACAGCCAUGACUUGUAGUUGUAACGAGUAUUUGUUCUUUC